UAUACUUUCUUUUAGAUUGAAACAAAUGCCAAACAUUCAUUUGUUUAGUCGAACUUAAAUUCCAUACUGAUGAAGUAUUCGACUUUGAGAUGAUUAAGUUUUCCCACUAUAUAUAUAGAACUUUUCUCAACGAGGUGUUCCAUUCAUUCCUCCAUCCUAAGUAAUGUUGUGCUCAGUGAGGGCAGGUUUAGUGGGCUCACGCCCCUCAGCCUCCGGUAGGAUUCCGAUCACACACCAGUCAUGCGUAUGGUCAAGGCAGUUGUUGACUUCACGUCCUUCUACAAGAAUUAGCAAUAACGGUGUUGCCGCCAUGGUAACAAAUGUUUUAAGACGUGGUUCAUCUUCUAUUCACACCUUUAAGGCAAAGGCCAUGGGUAAAGAAGAAAGUAAACCAGGAUUCCCACCACAGAACCAGGAUGGCCAACCAGGAAAAGAGUACCUGAUGGAUCCUCUACCAAUAUUCAGCAAUCCUGAUUACAAGGCCUCUAACAAACUCCAAGGAAAGGUGGCCUUGGUAACAGGUGGUGAUUCGGGUAUUGGGAGAGCUGUUUGCUGCUCGUUUGCUAAAGAGGGGGCAACUGUUGCCUUUACUUAUGUGGAAGGUGUCGAGGACAUAGAUGCAAAGAACACGUUAGAGAUCAUAAAUGAUUCAAAAAUUAGCCAGGCAGGUGAUCCAAUUGCAUUACCUACUGAUGUGAGGUUUGAAAAGAAUUGUAAGGACGUUGUUGAUAAGGUGGUUGAAAAAUAUGGUCGCAUCGAUGUCCUCGUGAACAAUGCAGCCGUACAGUACGAAACAUAUUCUUUAGAUGAUAUUACCGAAGAGAGACUUGAAAGGCUAUUUAGAACCAACAUUUUCUCUCAUUUCUUCUUGACAAGGUAUGCUGUGAAGCACAUGAAAGAAGGAAGCAGCAUCAUAAACACCACUUCAGCCGUAGCAUACACAGGCAGCACAAAGCUACUAGAUUACGCUUCAACAAAGGGAGCCAUCCUGGCCUUUACAAAGGGCCUCGCAACAUACCUGGUCGACAAGGGGAUUCGUGUUAAUGGUGUGGCCCCUGGCCCCGUGUGGACUCCACUUGAAGCUGCAUCACUCAAUGACGAGGAUCUAGCAGCGUUUGGCUCACAGGUGCCAAUGAAUAGGGCAGCUCAACCUGUUGAGAUUGCUUCAUCAUAUGUCUUCCUGGCAUCCGAGGACGCUUCCUACUUUACUGGCCAAGUUCUUCAUCCUGAUGGUGGGGGAAUUUCCGGUUUUUAAGAAUAUGGAGCGAAGUAUAUGAUAUAUUUUGCGCUUAAUUAAGUACAUUUUGUGUACUUUAAAUAAAUUGACGUUCGAUGUAAAAUCUUGUGUACUUUAAAUAAAAUGCCGUUCAUAUGUAAAUUCUUAUAUAUGUUUUGGAACAUCGAACAUGCAGUUCUUAAGAGCUUUAAGUAACUGUUGAAAUGAAACACUCCUAACACUUGGUGGAUGAUUGCAAAGUAAAAGAAAACUACAAUAUUGGUGGUCCUGCCUCGGUUACUCGGUCUUCUAAUCUAGACAUAACUGCAGCAAAAGCGUAUAUAUUUUACUGGUUUAUUUGAAAAAAAAAUACAAUUUGGUUUUACUGGCUACAACAAUCCAGACUCCGUAUUAGCGAUGAGAGUCCUAUCAGGAGUUAACGGAUAGGUGCGGUCAGCCAAAGGUUGGGUGCUCAAGCCUGGUUUGAGACGAAAAGUGUAGAAUAUGAGUAAGAUAGUGGCUGCGUUGUGUCUGUAACCGUUCAAUAUAUAUAUA
Lactuca virosa is the source of this 1771-nucleotide messenger RNA. NCBI's taxonomy places the organism in Eukaryota, Viridiplantae, Streptophyta, Magnoliopsida, Asterales, Asteraceae. The record is from the annotation of a GenBank genome assembly.